Molecule: messenger RNA, 824 nt
Organism: Papilio polytes (common Mormon)
Lineage: Eukaryota; Metazoa; Arthropoda; Insecta; Lepidoptera; Papilionidae
Exons: 2
Coding region: 289-774 (161 amino acids)
Biological process (GO): spliceosomal snRNP assembly; spliceosomal complex assembly
Cellular component (GO): SMN complex; nucleus
Source: RefSeq, a predicted model, not a curated record
UUAUAUAAAACACUUCUAAUGUUCCAUUCACUGACUUCUUUAAACUUUUACAUCUAUAGCUCUAUUACAAUGUCUACUCUUUGGUAAUUAUUGACAUAAUCUGUCAUUGUCAAAUGAAUGGUCAAAAAUGUUUUGAAUUAUGAGAUCGUUUAUUAAAUUAGUCUUGUAAACUUGUAAUCGUUUUUAAAUGUUAUUUAUUAAUUAAUCAGUGUAACAAAAAAUAUCAUCACGGUAAUAUCAACCUACAGCAUUGAUAACAUAUUUACUUAACUAGGUAAACUUACAUAAAUGGACGAAAUAAAUGUUCAGAACUAUUCAUCAUUCAAAGAUGAUCCUGAAAUUCUUCUGCAAUUCGUUAAUAAAUAUUGUACAGUACAACUAAUAAAGAAUAAUACAUUUUCUGGUUUCGUGCAUUCAAUAGAUCCCAUAUCUAAAAGCAUAAUUCUCGCUGUGCCCUGUGAGAAUAGUUUUCAAAUAACUUUGUUACCUGGUCAUGCAAUUAUAAAUCUUUAUGAAAGUAAUCAGGAAAAUCUGACAUCACCAUUUCAAAUCCUCAAAGAUGAGGUUUCUCUUAAUGAUAUUGCCGCCAGAAAAACUAAAGUUAUGGAUUGGUUCAAAGUGAACCUGCUAACAGUAACAGAGUCUAAUGAAAAUAUUAUUUUUGGUAAUGUAUCAAUAUUACCUCCAUAUAGUGUUACUGAUAUUUGUACAGACAAUCCCAUGGUAGCAAUGCAAGUUAGAAAAAUAAUUGAAGGAAUGCCUGCCUCAAGUUGAAAGAAAAUUGAACUAUUUUUAUAAUCAUGAUUAUAGAUAUAAUUUUAAUU